AAGAAGAGGAGCGAGGUCCUGUCGACCUCUCGCGAUAUUUCAGGGGAGGAGCCAAGCCACCCAGCCUCACAUAGUUUCCCUCAGCCAACCAGACGGACGCGUUGUUUUUUCCCCCUUUCCGUUGUGGGAAUUAAUAUGGACCCGGCCGGGACAGACUGCCUGUUCCAAAAUUUAAUUGAAACAUUGGAUGAAAAUACAGACAAAAGGUUCUACAAUAUUGCUAAACUAGGAGGCACCAAAUAUGAUAUCCUGCCUUAUUCCAUACGGGUUCUGUUGGAAGCUGCGGUCCGUAACUGUGAUGGCUUCCUUAUAAAAGAAGAAGAUGCCAUGAACAUUUUGAAUUGGAAAACAAAGCAGAACAAUGUAGAAGUGCCCUUCUGCCCUGCCAGAGUCCUCCUCCAAGACUUCACUGGAAUUCCUGCCAUGGUGGAUUUUGCUGCUAUGAGGGAAGCUGUGAAAACUCUGGGAGGAGAUCCUACCAAAGUCCAUCCUGCCUGUCCAACAGAUCUCACUGUUGACCAUUCUUUGCAGAUUGACUUCAAUAAAUGUGCAAUACAGAACACCCCAAAUCCUGGUGGUGGGGAUUUGCAGAAGCCGCCCUCCAAGCUUUCUCCACUGAGAGCCCCUCGGAAGGCGUCUUGCAGGGGCCAGUCCAGUUGCAAAGGGCCCUGUGAUGGAGAACCAAGGCGGAACGCGGGGCAACUCUCUGUGCAAAUUGAGAACACACCUCUUCUGUGUCCUUUUCAUCUUCAACCAGUGCCUGAGCCUGAAACAGUUUUAAAAAACCAGGAGAUAGAAUUUGGUAGAAAUAGAGAAAGACUCCAGUUUUUCAAGUGGGGCUCCAAAGUUUUUAGGAAUGUCUCCAUAAUCCCUCCUGGAACAGGAAUGGCACACCAAGUAAACCUGGAGUACUUGUCGAGGGUCAUAUUUGACACUGAAGGCCUUCUUUAUCCGGACAGUGUCAUUGGCACCGAUUCUCAUACAACAAUGGUGAAUGGCUUGGGCAUCUUGGGAUGGGGAAUGGGAGGAAUUGAAACAGAAGCAGUCAUGCUGGGAUUACCAGUCACCUUCACUUUGCCUGAGGUGGUUGGAUGUGAACUUACUGGCUCUGCCAGCCCACUUGCCACAUCAAUAGAUGUGGUCCUGAGCAUUACAAAGCAACUGAGGCAAGCAGGGGUGUCUGGAAAAUUCGUGGAGUUCUUUGGUCCUGGAGUUUCCCAGCUCUCUAUAGGCGACCGAACCACAAUAGCAAAUAUGUGUCCAGAAUAUGGUGCUAUCUUGAGCUUUUUCCCUAUCGAUAAUGUGACACUGAAGCAUUUAAAGUAUACAGGUUUUGACAAGACCCAACUUAAGUCCAUGGAAGCGUAUCUUAAAGCUGUGAAAUUGUUUAGAAAUUAUCAGCUUCCCACUGAAGAACCAGAAUAUUCGCAGAUUAUACAUAUAAACCUGGAAUCAAUAACACCCUACGUAAGCGGCCCCAAAAGGCCACAGGAUAGAGUGGCUGUGACGGACAUGAAAAAGGAUUUCCAGACAUGCCUCAGUGAAAAGGUUGGGUUUAAAGGCUUUCAGAUCCCGCCAGAAAAGCAAAACGACACCGUCCCUGUGGAGUAUGAAGGAAACGAGUACAAGUUGGCGCAUGGAUCCGUGGUCAUUGCGGCCGUGAUCAGCUGUACGAACAACUGCAAUCCAUCUGUGAUGCUAGGAGCAGGUUUGUUGGCCAAAAAGGCUGUUGAAGCUGGUCUGACCGUGAAACCUUACAUCCGAACUAGCUUAUCACCAGGGAGCGGAAUGGUCACCCAGUAUCUCAGUUCCAGUGGCGUAUUGCCGUACCUUAACAAACUCGGAUUUGAGGUCAUUGGCUAUGGAUGUUCCACAUGUGUUGGAAAUACCGCUCCGCUACCAGAAACAAUUCAGAAUGCAAUUGUUCAGGGUGAUUUGGUGGCUUGUGGGGUUUUGUCAGGGAACAAAAACUUCGAAGGCCGCCUCUGCAGCUGCAUCCGUGCCAACUACCUUGCCUCUCCUCCUCUUGUUAUAGCUUAUGCUAUUGCAGGAACUGUGAAUAUAGAUUUCCAGAUGGAGCCAUUAGGAAUCACUCCUGAUGGGAAAAGUAUUUUCUUGUACGAUAUUUGGCCUACGCGAGAAGAACUUCAACAAGUAGAGGAAGAGUUUGUCAUAGCGUCCAUGUUUAAAGAGCUGAGGCAAAAGAUGGAGAAAGGAAACAAGCUAUGGAACUCUUUGGAAGCGCCCGAGUCGGUUUUAUUUACAUGGGAUUCAAAGUCUACUUACAUCCGAUGUCCUUCGUUUUUUGAUAAGCUUGCCAAAGACCCUCGUCCGCCCCAGUCGAUUGAAAACGCACACGUUCUGUUGCACUUGGGGGAUUCUGUCACAACGGAUCACGUCUCGCCUGCAGGCAGCAUCGCCAGGGGCAGCGCCGCCGCCAGAUACUUGACCAAUAAAGGCCUCACUCCCCGUGAAUUCAAUUCGUAUGGUGCUCGACGGGGCAAUGAUGCUGUGAUGACGAGAGGCACUUUUGCAAACAUCAAGCUUUUCAACAAAUUCAUUGGGAAGCCGGCUCCUAAAACCAUUCACUUCCCAACAGGGCAGACGUUGGAUGUAUUCGAUGCGGCCGAGUUAUACCGGAAAGAGAACAUACCUCUGAUCAUCUUGGCCGGCCAGAAGUACGGACUGGGGAGCUCAAGAGACUGGGCUGCAAAGGGGCCUUUUCUACUGGGUGUCAAAGCAGUUAUCGCCGAAAGCUACGAGAAGAUCCACAAGGGCCAUUUAAUUGGGAUGGGCAUUGCUCCGCUUCAGUUUCUCCAAGGCGAAAGCGCACACGUUUUGGGCUUGACGGGCAAAGAGCAGUUUUCGAUCUCCUUUCCUCAAGAGUUAUCCCCUGGAAUCACGUUAGACAUAAAGACAAAUACAGGUAAAGUAUUCCGCGUUCUUGCCUCCUUUGACAAUGACGUCGAAGUGACAUUGUACAAACACGGUGGCGUUUUGAACUACAUGAUGCGGAGGCUCUUGUAGGGCCCCGUCCGCCCCUCCCUCCCUUCCUCCCUUCAUGGGCCACGCGGGCCUCACCCCGGUCGACGGAACUGUCCACAGUCCCACGGCGCUCGGGAUGCUUCGUCCAUGGAUGUACAAGAUUGUGAAUUGUUGUAGUGACUGCAGCAGGAAUCCUUCCGGAUUUUCAAAUAAUAUUCGAAUGGUGCUAUAUUGACAUUGCUUUAAAAACAUAAUUGACGUGCGUGUCGUGACAAGAGAAGCUGUAAGUAUGGGGAGGGCGGGAGGGGAGGGAGUGGGUUGUCCUGGACCGUUUUGUAAAUAAAGGAUGUGAAACCCUGAAAAUGAAUUGUGGUGAACUAAGACAGAUUAUGAUUUUUAGGAGUUUGCUUGUUGUUUUUGUUCUUCCCCCUCUUAGGGCCCUUCUAGACAGGAUCUGAUCCCAGGUUUCUGUUUAUCAGAUUAUCUGGUAGUGGGGACUCAUAUAAUCGAGGUUAACGCAGAAAACCUGGGACCAGAUCUGGGAUAUAGAGCCUGUCUGGAAGGGCACUUGGUUUUAACUUUCUGUUUUGCUUUUUGGCUCAGAAGUUGAAGGAUGGUUUGUUACUUUUUUAUCCAGGUUUCUUAAAAUUGAGUUGGGAAGGGGAAGGAAGCCUGUCAUACAACAUACUUUAAGUGGGUGUCCUUAAAAUAAGUUGGGCCACAACUCCCUCACCACUAUGUCUCCCACUCCUCUGGUGACUGGGGAUGAUUUGGGAUCUGGAGAGUGCCAAGAAAGGAUGCAACAAGAAGAGAAUUUCUUGUGAAGGACACAAAGCUCAAAGAUCAAUUCAUUUUGGAGAAUUUGUACCUGCAAACAAGUACAACUGCGGCAUUCUCGCUUUGCUUCAUUCAAAAUCCAGUGGGCUUUUGUUGGGUUGCUGUGUAGGACCUUAACUGCAGUAUAUAAUAUAAUAAACCUUAUUUAUAUCUUGCCACCAUUUCCCCGAAGGGACUUAGGGUGGCUUACAAAAGCACUCCAAGCUGCACAUAUAUAACAUACAGCAAGUAAAAAACGGUACAUAAGUAUAAACAAAACACACAAAAUUAUAACAAUCCCUAUAACACAUAUGACAUAAGUCAAAAUAAUAGAAUUUUUAAAACAUCACUAAAUCUAGCAGCCAUGGAUUCAGAAACCUGGCCUUUUGCUGAAUUGUUGUAACAGAACCACUUUCUUUGAGAGCGGCACUAUACCUAUGUGACCCUUUGGAAUUCCAGUUAUUUUUCAGUUUGAGGGUGCAAUAAAAAUCUUAUACAUUCUUGGAUCGUCAUCGUCUAUAAAAUAUCAUCUAGGCACCACCUUGCACCCAAAUGCCUUUUGGAUUUUCUGACAAUACACUGACGUAGACCUCUCGGCUAUCUUAUUUUGAAUGAAAUACUUGCAAUGUAGUUCUGGUUAACUUUCCUUGACAUAGUUUGGUUCCUUCUGCAUCUCAUCAAGGAAAGCAAAAGAAACGCCGUGCAUGUCACAAUCUUUAUCUUCUCUAUCCUAGUUCCACCUCCUUUGUUGUAAGUGGAAGAUGGUCAUCUUGACUCUUAAACUUAUUUUGGUGUUGUCUGUUUGAGAUAUAACUCAUUUCCUACUACUUGUCUUAGAGCAGCAUUCACCAGUUUGGCUUUGAAAACUCAUGUCAAGAUUUCUGACUUGAGUGCCCACACAUACAUUCCCAAAUCUCAAGUAGCUUCGGACACAGACAGAAACAGUAUUAAAAGUCGAACACUCGCCUCAAUGUCCAUCACUCCCAAUGUCCAUCGGGAUCUGGACAUUGAUAUUUGAACCUAAUUUUUUUAAGUUGGCCAUUUUCACCAUUCUAAGUAGGACUAUAUGACAUUUAUAACAAGAGUUGGACAAUCUUGACAAUGCAGACACUUAAGUCAGAGGGUUCGAUGCAUAUAGAGCUCUUCAAUUCAAAAUACUGCAAAAAGGAGGCUGAAAUAUAGUCUAUUGCUUGUGUUACCCCUUCCAAAAGUCAAUGAUUGUGCUUUCCACGUGAUAGAUCCUACCUUUAAUUUCAAAUCCAGUAUCUUCAGAGUUAAUACACUUGCAUUUGAGGUGCUUGUCUGAAAUUUUGGCUCUUGGACUCUUUUAAGUUUUUAGUUCUGAACAAAUCAGUUUUCCAUACGCUCUUGCCAAAGACAAGUUUGUUUUCCAUAUUCCAGCUAUUAUGGGACUGCAGUGCCCAUCAUUUGUGACCAAUGGCAAUGCUAUUUGAGAGUGAUGGAUGUCACAGUCCAGUAACAUGUGGAGGAUCAUAUAUAGCACUAUAUAGAAACCACAAAAGGACAGCUGAACUGAGUGAUGUAUUCUCUUUCUUGGCAGGAGAAACUCGCUAUUUGUUCCUGUUGGUUUUGUCUGCCUCUUAAUAGUGACAAAAUACAUGUUUUACUCUAUCUUGGGGUGGGUGCAUUAUUUAGUUGAUAGUAAGUUCCAAAAAGAAUCGCAGAAACUGGAAACUUCCUUUGCAAUGUAAGAGGACUUUUAUUCCAAUCCUCUGGAAAGCCACUGUUACCAAAUUUGAGGGGGUGUUUAUUGAUGAUAUACCUGCAAAAUGGUCUAAAAAACUCAUUGAAAUGAUCACAUUUCAGCAACUGCAAAUGGAAUGUCUGACUCUUUGAAACCAAGAGAACAAUACGAUGUCAUGGUUUUUCAGUUGGCGGAUCAGUGUUGUAUAGAAAUCAUACCAGACAAAAGUUUCGGUUUGCAUAAAAUUGUGCAUAAAAUGUUUAUCCGGUGUAAAUUAUUUUUAAUAAAGGAAAGUUGUACCUUG
Anolis carolinensis (green anole) is the source of this 5810-nucleotide messenger RNA. It is a transcript of the gene ireb2, whose product is annotated as iron responsive element binding protein 2. Gene Ontology annotation, molecular function: 4 iron, 4 sulfur cluster binding; iron-responsive element binding; aconitate hydratase activity. Gene Ontology annotation, cellular component: cytosol; mitochondrion. The coding region runs from base 136 to 3027 and encodes 963 amino acids. Lineage: Eukaryota; Metazoa; Chordata; Lepidosauria; Squamata; Anolidae. The transcript is spliced from 22 exons. The record is from RefSeq and is a predicted model, not a curated record. Gene Ontology annotation, biological process: tricarboxylic acid cycle; citrate metabolic process.